Pimephales promelas (fathead minnow) is the source of this 2691-nucleotide messenger RNA. It is a transcript of the gene rab40c, whose product is annotated as RAB40c, member RAS oncogene family. Lineage: Eukaryota; Metazoa; Chordata; Actinopteri; Cypriniformes; Leuciscidae. The record is from RefSeq and is a predicted model, not a curated record. Gene Ontology annotation, biological process: intracellular signal transduction. Gene Ontology annotation, molecular function: GTP binding; GTPase activity.
CAGAGCGCAGUAGUACGCAGAGGUGAAAGCUCAGCGUGACAGUGUGUGUGAUCUCUCCUCUGUGAGAGAACAUGGGACAUAUUUGGGUAUGCGAGAGCAUUUACAGCACAAGCAAUAAUAACCUGUGGGUCUAUUGGAUUAUUGUUUGAUCCCUUAUUUACCGCGACUGAUAACGCGCAGAGGUCCCGAGACGAGCAGCGCGAAUCUUUGUUAUUCAGAGAAAUGGAGCCAUGAUUUCUGCCAGACGAGUUAGCAUCGGCUGCUCAAGCUAACUGGAGCGCGAAUGUGGAUAUCCUUCUUCCCUUUGUCAGGCUGAAGUUUUUCUUACAUCAAAUUGCUGCAGGAACAUAUUGUGGUUACUGGACGAGUGAAUACGGCUGGACAUUUUAAAGGCUGUACACUUUAAACCAUUUCCGGGUCUGGACUGGACGGGUGGGAAAUGGUUUGAUUUGGUCUGUCUGCUGAUUUGGCCUGACACCCAUUUAAAGAUAGACCUGACACAAGAGACUCAGACCCCCAAAGCUCUGGAGGAUCCAGGGCCCAUCUUUGACAUCAGUGAGGGACACACACAGUUGUCUCCUAUCCUUUGCUCUCAGCCUGGCUCUGAUGUGAGCGAUCAUGGGCACCCAGGGCAGCCCUGUGAAGAGCUACGACUAUCUGCUCAAGUUCCUCCUGGUGGGAGACAGCGAUGUGGGAAAAGGAGAGAUUCUGGACAGCCUUCAAGAUGGAUCUGCUGAGUCUCCAUAUGCCUACAGCAGUGGAAUCGACUACAAGACUACCACAAUCCUGUUGGACGGGCGGAGAGUGAAACUAGAGCUUUGGGACACCUCGGGACAAGGCAGGUUUUGCACCAUUUUCAGGUCGUACUCCAGGGGAGCGCAGGGGAUCCUGUUGGUGUAUGACAUCACCAACCGCUGGUCAUUUGAUGGGAUAGACCGCUGGAUCAGGGAGAUUGAUGAGCAUGCACCUGGUGUGCCCCGUAUUCUUGUGGGUAACCGGCUGCACCUGGCUUUCAAGCGACAGGUCCCCACAGAACAGGCACGGGCAUACGCAGAAAAAAACGGCAUGACGUUUUUCGAAGUGAGCCCCCUCUGUAACUUCAACGUCAUAGAGUCGUUUACGGAGCUCUCACGCAUCGUGCUCAUGAGGCAUGGCAUGGAGAAGUUCUGGAAGCCCAACAGAGUAUUCAGUCUGCAGGACUUGUGCUGCCGCGCCAUUGUUUCCUGUACCCCUGUGCACCUAAUCGAUAAGCUACCGCUUCCUGUAGCCAUCAAGAGCCAUUUGAAGUCAUUCUCCAUGGCGAACGGCAUGAACGCCGUCAUGAUGCACGGUCGUUCCUACUCGCUGGCCAACGCCGCCGGAGGCAGCAAAGGCAACAGCCUCAAACGCUCCAAAUCCAUCCGGCCGCCUCAGAGUCCGCCACAGAACUGCACCAGGAGCAACUGUAAGAUCUCCUAGCCUCUGGGCAUAGGGGUGGGGCCGCCCCCUCCCUUCCCUUCCCUUAUAUAACACUCAGGUGCACACGGGCAAACACACAAGGAAACCGACACAGGGCUGGGUCGAUGACGCAACAGAGGUGUGGCACCUCCCAACGUGGAGAGAACGGCUACAUUGUUCCCCUCACAUUGCUGCAGUACAUUUGAUUUCUCACCCACAGACCUUGAAUAAAAAACCGAGUCCUUCAUCAGACUCUUUGUUUUUUAAUGCAGUGAUCACCGACAGCAUGUUUCCUUCUUCACUGGCGCCCUCUGCUGGAGAAUUCAUGCAGAUUAAACCCUGCAGUGGCUGACAGGCCUCAUUUUGAAGUUGUUACGCUUUGGUUGAGUUCUCGGUUGCUCACACUCAUAAUCCUCUGUGCUUUGUAUAUGGUUUUCCUCUUUUUGGCUCUUCUGUUCUGAAAUAGCCCUUCUGUUCUCCCUGCAACAUGGUCACAUGGUCUUGCAUGCUUACCAACAAUGAGAGGGCUGAUGCGAAAUUACUUGUAGUGCUUGCGUAUGAACUGAUGUAUUAAAAAUGUGAUUUGCACUGCAAAUUGGUGGUCUUUGAAUUUGCCGGCCGUUUGCACAAUGACUCAAUCAACAUAGUGAAUUAACAACAGAAUGUGGACUGUGGGACCACUCGGCUAAAAAGAGAGACGGCACAAGCAUUUCCAUGUGCAUUCUGUUUGCUGGAAAGUCCUUGAAGAUCCAGAAAAAAAGGUGUUACUCUUUAGGUCAGAACCGGCUUCUCCUUAAACACGGAUUACAGGAAAUUUCUCCUCAGGGGACAGUAUUGGCAAAGAGGUUUUUUUUAUUUGUAUUUUUUUACUCGGCUCCUCUGACUUGCUUUUUCCUGCAUGAUUUGUGGGAUUAUUCAUCACAUUUACAAUAUUUUAACAUACUGUAAUUACCUCUCCUAAUGGCCAGCGUUCAGUACCACAACUGCCUGAUUUUUCUCAUUUGUAAAACCUUCAGUUGCCACACAUUUGAUUUCAGUACUUUCCCGUUAUACUUUGGCAAAAAUGCACAAUGAUUUCAAAUCCCAUGUGUUCUACCAGUUUUCAGUGUUGUCGCAUGAGUUCAAAAGUCUGCUCUUUUGCUCAGAGCCCUUUUAAUCUGCACAUACAGCAUGGUUUCUCUAUAUAUAUGACGGAAUGAAGGAUAAUAAACCCAUUCAAGCUUGCUCCUAAAUAUCAAGCACAGAUGAAAUCUA